AUGGCGGGUCUUUGGAAGAAGCUGGCGAGAACCCUCUCGAAAGGGCCGUUGCAGUUCUGCGACGGCAGAACCACGAACUUCCCCGCACGAUGUUCCAAAAGAACUCUGCACCGCAAGUCCAAAAUCGGCGGACGCUUUUUCGUCACCCUGCUUCCAGGCCACGGCAUCGGGCCAGAGAUGAUGCGCCACGUAGAGGCCAUCUUCGCGUGCGGCAAGGUUCCAGUCGACUUCGAAACCAUAAUUGUGGACGCAAACGUCGGUGACGCCUCGUCCAUGGACCACGCCAUCAAGUCCAUACGUCGAAACGGGGUGGCACUCAAGGGCAACAUCGAGACCACAUCGUACAGCAUGACCGUCGAACCCAGGAACCUUCUACUGAGGAACAAGCUGGAACUGUACGUGAACGUGGUUCACUGCCGAAAUCAUCCGGGCAUCAGCACCAAGCACAAAGGGGUCGACAUCGUUGUCAUCCGCCAGAACACAGAGGGCGAAUACAGCUGCCUCGAACACGAGGUGACGAGCGGCGUGGUAGAGUCGCUCAAGAUCAUCACCUGGGCUAAGUCCUUCCAGAUCGCUAAGUACUGCUUCGAGUACGCUCGGACCCACAUGCGCAAGAAGGUGACCGUCGUCCACAAGGCGAACAUUAUGAAGCUGACGGACGGCUUAUUCCUGAAGACCUGCACGGAGGUGGCCCAAGAGUACCCCGACAUCGAGUUGAACGACGUUAUCAUCGACAACUGCUGCAUGCAGCUUGUCGCCAACCCUGCGCAGUUUGACGUGAUGCUCGUGCCGAAUCUCUACGGUAACAUUGUGGUCAACGUCGCCUGUGGUCUUGUGGGCGGUGCAGGGGUCACGUCGGGUCGCAACUACGGCAAAGAGUACGCUGUUUUCGAGACGGCCACCAGGAACACGGGCACCCCGCUGGUUGGCAAGAACCUGGCCAAUCCCGUGGCGACCCUCUACGCCGCCGUGGACAUGCUCAAGCAUCUUGAGCUCUGGGAUCACGCGGUCGUCAUCAGGAGGGCCAUUGAGAAGACCGUCAACAGGGACAAGGUGCACACGAAGGACUUGGGCGGCGACGCUACGACCAGCAAAGUUGUGGAAAACAUUCUAAAGGAAGUGCAGAAGAAUACGCUGUAG
Molecule: messenger RNA, 1140 nt
Organism: Ixodes scapularis (black-legged tick)
Lineage: Eukaryota; Metazoa; Arthropoda; Arachnida; Ixodida; Ixodidae
Product: isocitrate dehydrogenase [NAD] subunit gamma, mitochondrial-like
Exons: 1
Coding region: 1-1140 (379 amino acids)
Biological process (GO): isocitrate metabolic process; tricarboxylic acid cycle
Cellular component (GO): mitochondrion
Source: RefSeq, a predicted model, not a curated record